GAAAUCAUUCUCUCUCAUCUUUCCUCCCCGCGCCGAGUUUCUUCUCUUUUACCCCACAUUUCCUUUAUCUCUCCUCCCUCUCUCUCUCUCUCUCUCUCUACUCUCUGCUCACUGUCUCUCUCUAGCUGACUCUCUCUCUCUCUGAGAAUGUCUACGACAACAAUCGGCGAACACAUCAGACUCCGACGAGCUAGGCACCACCAAACCAUCCGCCACAACGCCGCCGCCGACGAUGAUCCGCCGCUGACACACGUCGUCCCUCCAAUCUCCCAGCCCACUCGCUUCUGUAACUCAGCAAUGUCAUCCUUCUCUCUCCCCGCUUCCUCCAACGAACCCACAAAGAAGAAACAGCUCGGCUUCCCGCAAGCUGCGUCCUUUCGCGGCAUGAACUGUACCGCCUCCGCAGCUGCUCACGAGGUUUCUGUUCCCUCCGCGAUUCGCUCCUCCGCAGAUUGGGACAACAAUAAGAAGAAAAGGAACAGGAAGAAGAAGAAGAAGGGAAGAAGCUACGAGGAUGGUUCGGUUAGGUUCUUAAGCGAGUCUAGAGACGUUGAUGGCGGCUGCGUCGCGGUUCCGGACGUUUGGUGCGGUCCAGGACUAGGGUUCUCGACGGAUGCUGUGUCGGUGGAUCCUCCGAGAAGGAAUCUCCCGUCUUCGUCGCGUCGUAAAAUUGACGUGGAUAAGAACAAUCCUAAUCAAACAGAGGGUUCUUCUGUUCUUACUAGGCGGUCUACUAAUCAAGAAUCUCAUCCUCACGCUUUAAUGAACUCUGAUUCGACGUUUAUGACAUCCUCACAGGUUGAACCAACCUUGUUCUCGAGUAGAUACCAUGGCCAUCUUCGGCGCCCUUACCCCGAUGAUCUUACCGAGAUGAUGAUGCUCCGGAAUGGUUUUGUAAUGGGAAGGACAACAGAUUCGCUUGAUCACUUCCACAACUUGAGGCUUGAUGUUGAUAAUAUGUCAUACGAGCAACUACUAGAGCUUGGUGAUAGAAUUGGUUAUGUGAAUACUGGACUAAAAGAGAGCGAGAUACGUCGUUGUCUUCGGAAAAUCAAUCCAUUCUUAUCAAACACUCUUCUUGCUGAUAGAAAAUGCAGCAUUUGUCAGGAUGAGUAUGAGAGAGAGGGUCAGGUUGGGAAACUGGAAUGUGGACACAGCUUCCAUGUCCACUGCGUGAAGCAGUGGCUAUCGAGGAAGAAUGCUUGUCCUGUCUGUAAGAAGACAGCAUACGUCAAGGCUUAAGAGUGAGUUGUGUGUCUUGUUUAGUUUAUGAUAUCUUAAGAUCUUUCAUUAAAAUGCCCCUAUGUCUUUUGCAGUUGCUGUAUAGAACCAAAUCAUCUGAUUCUUUAUUUCAUGCGUGUUGUUCUGUGAUUUAGCAGUCAUGUGUGUGUUCUUGAUCUUGUUUUCCUUUGUUGUUUUUUUUUUAUAUGAUUGAAAUACUAUUUUGUAAGAACAACAGUUUGUGACCUAAGGAUUCUGCAGCUUAUACUAUAGUGCUUACUACA
Molecule: messenger RNA, 1505 nt
Organism: Raphanus sativus (radish)
Lineage: Eukaryota; Viridiplantae; Streptophyta; Magnoliopsida; Brassicales; Brassicaceae
Exons: 5
Coding region: 148-1242 (364 amino acids)
Molecular function (GO): ubiquitin protein ligase activity
Source: RefSeq, a predicted model, not a curated record